Molecule: messenger RNA, 1299 nt
Organism: Nycticebus coucang (slow loris)
Lineage: Eukaryota; Metazoa; Chordata; Mammalia; Primates; Lorisidae
Product: protein BTG3-like
Exons: 1
Coding region: 90-848 (252 amino acids)
Biological process (GO): negative regulation of cell population proliferation; negative regulation of mitotic cell cycle
Cellular component (GO): cytoplasm; nucleus
Source: RefSeq, a predicted model, not a curated record
CGCCCGCCAGCCUGCCCGCCAGUCCUCUCAGCGCGCGCUCGGCCGCCCGACGACGCGGGAGCCGCACGCGCCGGACGAAGAGGAAAAACAUGAAGAACGAAAUUGCUGUUGUUGUCUUCUUUUUCACAAGGCUAGUUCGAAAACAUGAUAAGUUGAAAAAAGAGGCCGUUGAGAGGUUUGCUGAGAAAUUGACUCUAAUACUUCAAGAAAAAUAUAAAAAUCACUGGUAUCCAGAAAAACCAUCAAAAGGACAGGCUUACAGAUGCAUUCGUGUCAAUAAGUUUCAGAGAGUUGAUCCUGAUGUCCUGAAAGCUUGUGAGAACAGCUGCAUCUUGUACAGUGACCUGGGCUUGCCAAAGGAGCUUACUCUCUGGGUAGACCCAUGUGAGGUGUGCUGUCGGUAUGGAGAGAAAAACAAUGCAUUCAUUGUUGCCAGCUUUGAAAAUGAGGAUGAGAACAAGGACGAGAUCUCCAAGAAAGUUACCAGAGCCCUUGAUAAAGUUACCUCUGAUUAUCAUUCAGGAUCUUCUUCCUCAGAUGAAGAAACAAGUAAGGAAGUGGAAGUGAAACCCAAUUCGGUGACUGCAACACCAAGCCCAGUGUACCAGAUUUCGGAACUGAUAUUCCCACCUCUUCCAGUGUGGCAUCCGUUGCCCAGAAAAAAGCCAGGAAUGUACAGAGGGAAUGGCCAUCAGAACCACUACCCUCCUCCUGUUCCAUUUGGUUAUCCAAAUCAGGGAAGGAAGAAUAAACCAUACCGUCCAAUUCCAGUCACAUGGGUACCUCCUCCUGGAAUGCAUUGUGACCGGAAUCACUGGAUUAAUCCUCACAUGUUAGCACCUCACUAGCUUCUUUUGAUUUUGUUGGUACCAUGUUGAGAGAAAGGUAGAAUAAACCUUACCACGCAUUGAAAGUUAAAAGUUCAUACUAAUGGCAGUGAAGUUAGAUGGACCAAACCAUCAAACUUAUUUUUAUAGAAGUUACUGAGAAUAAUCUUUCUUAAAAAUAUAUAUGCACUUUAGAUAUAUUGAUAUAGUUUGGGAAACUUUAUUAAAGUUAGUCAAGUGCCUGAGUUUUUAUUAUUGGACUUGAGUAUUUAUAUAUUGUGCAUCAACUCUUGAAUAUGAGAACACUGUAGGAGUGGAUGAUCUGUUGUAGCACCUUUGAGCAUUUACUUUAUGGAGCAUUUACUUUAUGGAGUGUAUGUAAAUUAUUUAUAUACAAGGAGAUCUAUUUUAUGUCGUUUAGAAAAAUUGCGUGAAAUCAUGUAGUUGCAAAUAAAAAGUAGUUUGAGGCAAA